AUGACAGAGUUCCAUCCAAGCCUGUUCAGAAGAAAGUGUAAGGCUGAGGGACCAGCUGAAAUUGAUAUGGCUACAAAGCCAGCACCUAUUCCUCAAAACACGCUAUAUGAGGAGCCGUUAGUAUCUCAGCACAGAGUUAAGAAGCGAUAUGUAACAGUGUAUGGGUUUACUCCAGCGAAUAUGGAAACUGUUCUGGACAUGAUCAGGUCUUGCGGAGACAUUCUUGAGAUUGAGUAUGGAAAGAAUUGGGUGAAUGUUCUAUUUGGGGGCGAAGAUGGCAUCAAAAAAUGCCUGCGCAUGAACACAUCGAUUGUUGGAGACGAAAUGAUUGGAGUGUUCAGACAGGGAGGAGGCGUAGUUGAAGACAAGGAUAUUUUUGUGAGACACAAAGGUAUUUUUACAUCGAUGAUGGAGUAUUUUUUUGGAGAUUAA
Ordospora colligata OC4 is the source of this 432-nucleotide messenger RNA. RefSeq lists its product as uncharacterized. Gene Ontology annotation, molecular function: nucleic acid binding. Lineage: Eukaryota; Fungi; Microsporidia; Ordosporidae. Bases 1 to 432 code for a protein of 143 amino acids. The record is from RefSeq and is a predicted model, not a curated record. The transcript has a single exon.